Stomoxys calcitrans (stable fly) is the source of this 5187-nucleotide messenger RNA. RefSeq lists its product as uncharacterized. Lineage: Eukaryota; Metazoa; Arthropoda; Insecta; Diptera; Muscidae. Gene Ontology annotation, biological process: DNA integration. The transcript has a single exon. Gene Ontology annotation, molecular function: nucleic acid binding. The coding region runs from base 1 to 5187 and encodes 1728 amino acids. The record is from RefSeq and is a predicted model, not a curated record.
AUGAGUUCUCAAAAGUUCAUUUUUUUCUCCGACCAAGUGGUCACCUUUUGCGCGAAUUUUUCUGCUAUUCCAAUUGAAGACCACACAUCUUCAAGUUUGCAAGUCGAACUUGAUGAUUUGGAACGCCGCUGGCGUCAACUUGUUCUGGUGUACGAAACUGAUAUGACUUCUGAGAAACCUGAGAGCACUAAAGAGGUGAGAGAGUCGAUUCACUCUAAAUUCACUGAGUCUUGUAGAUCUUACAAGAAUUGCAAAGCAUCCAUUUUGGAUUUAAUGCAGAUUGAAAAACAGAAACAUGAAACUUCAGUGCUGAGAGAUGCGCCUGAGUCCAAGUGUCCCGAAUCUGGUUUUUCUCUUAAAGUUCCACCCUGCGACACUGAACUGUUUAGCGGUGGGUACGAUAAAUGGCCUAGUUUUAGGGAUAUGUUUUCUGCCAUUUAUGGAAAACACCCUAAACUAUCCCCCGCACAAAAGCUGUUUCACCUCAGGGCGAAGACCCGUGGUGAACCAAACCAAAUUGUUAAACGUUUUUCUUUGACUGAUGACAAUUUUGAUCUAGCAUGGGAAGCGUUGCGGCAGCGAUAUGAGAACAAGCGGAUUCUCAUUAACCACCAACUGAGGAAAAUAUUCGAAAUUGAACAUGUGAGUUCAGAGAAAGGAAAGAAUUUGCGAAAUCUACAGUAUACAAUCAACAAGUGUCUAUCAGUUUUGAAAACAUACAAUGUUUCCGUAAUGUCAUGGGACCCUAUGUUGGUUUAUUGGGUUUCGUCAAAGUUGCCUGAAGAAACUUUGACUGCUUGGGAGAGUUCACUCACUGAUCAUAAACGGAUGCCUUCUUGGGACCAACUGGACGAUUUCAUCUCUAAGAGACUGGAUAUGCUCGAGUCUAUUUCUGAUAUGAGGAAUCAUCCUCCUGUUUCAAACAAAUCACAGAACUUUCAUGCAAAAUCUGAAGUAAAUUUCCGACCCUGUAGAGUAUGCAAGCAGAACCAUGCGCUGCGUUCUUGUGCGAAAUUUAAGUCCUGGUCGCUAUCGCAAAAGCAAAAGUUCGUGAAUGACAACAAAGUUUGUGGAAAUUGCCUGUCCUACGGACAUAAUGCCCAGACUUGCCAAAGUGACAAGCUCUGUCUGAAAUGUCAGCAACAGCAUCACACUCUGUUGCAUCCUGAUACUGGUAAUACUACGGAUCGUGAUGGAUCUCAAUAUAACCCACAGACCCAAGUGACGUCUUUCCAUAUUGAUGCGCAGUACGAAGAGCAACCGACCACGUCGGCUGGUGCUUUCUCCAAUUCGACAUCGUUUGUUCAAUCUCAUUUUGCUAAUUCUAAUGAAGCCACCGUUCUGCCAACGGCUCUUGUAGACUUAGAACACUUGGGAACAAAUUUUACAGUGAGGGUAUUUAUUGACCAAGGUUCUCAAGAGUCUUUCGUUUCAAAUCGAAUUGUUAACAGAUUUUCCAUACCAACGAAGAAAUCGUUCACAACGAUCUCUGGUCUUGGAGGUACGAUUUUGGAAAACUCCUCAAGGCUUUGUCAUCUUGUUCUUAAAUCUCGAAAGUCUGAUUUUAGACUGAAUAUAACCGCUGUUGUAAUUUCUAAUAUGAAUCACUUAAUGCCUGCGAAUCCUACCCGUAUUUCUGAUUGGUCUGAAUUAAGACGAAUGGAUCUAGCUGAUCCAAAUUUCUGUAAGCCUGCUCAGAUAGAUAUGCUAUUGGGAAGCGAUGUUUUACCGUUUAUUCUGAAACCUGGGGUGCAAAAGAAUGUUUCUGGAACUCUUUUGGCACAGGAAACUGAAUUCGGGUGGAUAUUGAGCGGCCCUCCAACCGUUCGUUCAGUUAAUACGUUUGCGUCGUGGGUAACGUGUUCUGACCCCAUAAAUGAGCAAAUUAAGAAAUUUUGGGAACUAGAGGAAGUUCCAGUACUGAAAUCUGUUUCUGAAUAUGACAUGUGGUGUGAACAGUUUUACAAAGAGACGACAACUCGUCGAUCUGAUGGAAGAUAUGUUGUGAGGUUGCCCUUCCAACAUGAUCUCCCCCCGGAGUCUUUCCUUGGGUCGUCAAGACGAGCGGCUAUGGGUCAGUUUAUGAGGAUGGAGAAAACUUUUGAGAAAUCGGCCGAACUAGCUUCGGAAUACUGUAAUGUGCUAUCGGAAUAUCUGGAUCUUGACCACAUGGAAAUAACCACAUCUACUGAAAUUUGUGACAACUCUCGUUACGGUUCUUAUUACUUACCACACCAUGCUGUGGUAAAACCUGAAAGAGUCUCAACCAAAGUCAGAGUCGUUUUCAAUGCUUCUAAGAAGACAUCUUCGGGCUUUUCUCUGAACGACGUCCUACAUACUGGGCCAAUUUUACAAAAUGAUUUGAUGAAUGUCAUUUUAAGGUGGCGUUUCUUUAAAUAUGUUUUUAAUGGCGAUAUUCAGAAGAUGUAUCGCCAAAUCUAUGUUCAUGACACUGACAGGGAUUUUCAAAGAAUUGUAUUUAGAAAAUCACCUACUGAAAAAAUUCAAGAUUACUGUUUAAAAACAGUAACAUUUGGAGUAAACUGUGCUCCAUAUCUGGCCAUUCGGACUCUGCUACAAUUAAGUGAAGACGGAAAGUCCACGCAUCCAGUGGCGGCAUCUGUUCUGAAGGAUCAAGUUUACGUUGACGAUAUCCUUUCGGGAGGACAUUCUAUAAUUGAAGCAAAAUCAUUUCUCUUGGAGUUAAUAGAUUUGCUGUCUACCGCUGGAUUUCCGUUAAAGAAACUUACGGCAAAUCACCCACAAAUACUGAAAAAUUUGCCCCCCGAGGAUCUUCUGUACGAAGAUUUUCUAAAACUCGAAGAUUCUAGCGAAACGAAAACUCUAGGCAUUCGAUGGAAUGCCAUGACUGAUACAUUUCUCUACAAAGUUGCCAAUUUGGAUUUUCCUUCUGCUCCAUUUACUAAACGUAAAAUUCUAUCGAUUGUGGCCAAACUUUUCGACCCUGCUGGUUGGUUGGCACCUAUAAUAGUGGUGGCCAAAAUUCUUUUGCAACAAUUAUGGAUGGAUGGAACUGAUUGGGACGAAGAGGUAAAACCACAUUCACUUGAGAGAUGGAAGGAUUUCAUUUCCGGAUUUCCUGAUAUUGAGACCAUAAAGAUUCCUCGUUGGAUUCAGUUUGCGCCAGAAAGCAAGGUACAAAUUCAUGGAUUCUGUGACGCAUCAGAGAAAGCGUACUGUGCCUGCUUGUAUAUUCGCUCUGUUUCUUCAGAUAAUACUGUUUCCUCUCAUUUACUGGUAUCUAAAAGCAAGGUUGCACCUUUAAAGACUGUUAGUCUACCAAGGCUUGAGUUAUGUGGAGCAGCUUUGCUUUCAAAAUUGAUGAAAUGCGUUGGUAGAAACCUACAUUUUUCUGUUACUGAUAUAUAUCUGUGGUCUGAUUCUACAAUAACGUUAGCGUGGCUUAACAAACCACCAUUUCACUGGAAAACUUUCGUAGCUAAUAAGAUAUCAGAGAUAUUAGAUAACGUGGGCAACGCCAACUGGAGACACGUUCCCACAAACGAUAACCCUGCUGAUCUGGGUACACGUGGCGCUGCUCCAUCGGAAUUGGCGACAAAUGCACUUUGGUGGCAUGGGCCUAACUGGCUGACGAAGAACCCAGAUUACUGGCCAAAACAAAUAGCGCUAAAGGAAUCUGAAAUGGAGAGAAAGAUAUGUUCUUAUCAAACCCAAACUGAAAUUGAAGACAUCCUUGAUCGAUUUUCGUCUUUUAGCCGUGCAUUGAGAGUAAUUUGCUAUUUGUUUAGAUUCAUAAGGAAAUGCCAAAAACGAGCUAGUUCAGAAAUGGAAAAUCCGUACAUAAGCGCUCAGGAAAUUCAAACGGUAAAAAAUCUCUUAAUUAAAUCUGCUCAGAUUGUUCAUUAUCACUGUGAAUAUAAAGCUCUCGAAAGUAAUCAGCGCAUAAGUUCGAAAAGUAAAUUACUUCCUCUCAACCCUUUUCUCGAUGAACACAAACUGCUUCGCGUAAAUGGACGCUUAGCAAAUUCUGAUUUGAGUUACAAUGAGCGUCAUCCAAUUAUAUUGCCUGAAAAAUCUCGAUUUUGUAAACUCUUCAUCGAAUUCACGCAUAAAAUCCUGCUUCAUUCUGAACAUCAAAUAAUGUUGCGUGCAAUUCGUCAAGAGUUUUACAUCAUACGACUGAAAAAUGCCAUAAAACAUUGUGUGAGAAAUUGCAAAACAUGUACAAUUUACAAGCAUCGUAUAAGAAGUCAACUCAUGGCCGCACUUCCUACUGAGAGAUGUACAUUUUCGUUGCCAUUUACCAACACUGGAGUUGACUUUGCUGGCCCUUUCGAGUUAAAAACUUCUAAACUGCGUAAUGCGAAACUGCAGAAAGGAUACGCUGCAAUUUUUGUAUGUCUAUCUACUCGAGCCAUUCAUCUAGAGGCUUGUUCAGACCUUUCAACUGAGGCAUUCUUAUCUACGUUUAAUCGAUUUGUUGGACGACGAGGAUUUCCCAACAAAAUGUUUUCAGACAACGGCACGAAUUUCGUUGGUGCCAGUAGAUCCAUAGCUCAAGAAUUCAAGAAUUUUCUUAAGACUGUUCAUAAAUCUGUCUCGGAGAAAUAUAACUUGCACGGAUUUUCGUGGCACUUUAUACCUCCGCAUGCUCCACAUAUGGGUGGUUUGUGGGAGGCAGCUGUAAAGAGCAUGAAGUCUCAUUUACGAAAAGCUGCCUCCAAUACGAAAUUCACAUUCGAAGAGUUUUCGACACUCCUUGUCAGAAUAGAGAGUGUACUGAACUCUCGACCACUCUCUCCCAUGACUGAGAACCCGUCCAAUCUGCUACCAUUGACUCCUGGUCAUCUGCUGAGAGGAGCUGCGCUAAUUUCUGUUCCCGAAGAAUAUUCUGAUAAUUUAUCAAUUAUUAACCGCUGGCAAAGGCUCAAAGCCAUCCAGAUUCAAUUCGCUAGGCGCUGGAAAACUGAUUACAUCUCCGAGUUACAACGUCGGUACAAAUGGAAAGCAGCUCAACAAAAUUUGAAGGAAAAUGACUUUGUGGUCAUCAAAGAAGACAACCUUCCGCCUAGUGAAUGGUGUCUAGGUAGAGUCAUUAAAGUUUUUCAAGGAAAAGAUUCUAACGUAAGAGUUGCUGAGAUACGUACCCAAAGUGGGGUACUUACUCGCCCUUUAGUCAAGCUUUGUAUCUUGCCAAAUGCCUAA